Molecule: messenger RNA, 2010 nt
Organism: Solea solea (common sole)
Lineage: Eukaryota; Metazoa; Chordata; Actinopteri; Pleuronectiformes; Soleidae
Gene: fkbp14
Product: FKBP prolyl isomerase 14
Exons: 4
Coding region: 207-842 (211 amino acids)
Molecular function (GO): calcium ion binding; peptidyl-prolyl cis-trans isomerase activity
Source: RefSeq, a predicted model, not a curated record
CAUACAAAUACUGGAAAACGAUUCGGAAUACAUUUGUCCAAUCGUAAGGAGAGGAGGCGGGUCGACAGUCAAGUAGUGGCUGUGUUCGUUUUUAAAGUUGGCUGCCACGUAUUUGGCAUUCUUGCCAUGUAUUUAUUUUAGGCGUAUUUUAUAGAAAAGCUACAAUUAGAUUUUUGUCAUAUUUGAGAGAGUUACUUUCCCUGACAAUGAAGUCUUUCUCUAUUUUCACGAUAUUGCCCUCAUUGUUAGUGUUUGUCACUGGGGGGAAACUGCCUGAGCCAGAGGUGAAAUUAGAAGUUUUACAUAAACCUUUAAUGUGUUACCGCAAGUCAAAAUAUGGAGAUAUGCUUCUUGUUCAUUACGAGGGAUUCGUGGAAAGUGAUGGCACCAUGUUUCAUUCCAGCCGGAAAGAAGGGGAUGGAAACGCAGUAUGGUUCACUCUUGGGCUCCGAGAGGUAAUCAAAGGCUGGGACAAAGGUCUGCAGAACAUGUGUACAGGAGAGCGCAGGAAGCUGACCAUCCCACCAUCUCUGGCAUAUGGCAAGGAAGGAAAAGGUAAGAUCCCUCCAGGCAGUACUCUGAUUUUUGACAUUGAGCUCAUGGAGAUCCGAAAUGGUCCCAGGUCACACGAGUCUUUUCGGGAGAUGGAUCUCAAUGAUGACUGGAAGCUUUCUAGAACUGAGGUGAAAGCGUACCUUAAGAAGGAAUUUGAGAAACAUGGAUACUCGCCGAAUGACACACACCAUGAAGUGAUGGUUGAGGACAUCUUCAAAAAUGAGGAUGAGGAUAAAGACGGUUUCAUAUCUGCGAGGGAAUUCACCUACCAACAUGACGAACUCUAAAGAACUAAGAAGAGUUAUACCUUGAAAUACUAACACUGUGCUUGUUUUAUGACUUUCUUCUCACAAAAGAGUCACAUUUGAUGAGGAACUGUGAAUAAGUUGAUGGGCCUUUUUUUUAAAGGGCUUAUUUUUUUUACACUUAGCAGUAUUGUCCCUUUUUUACUUUGAUAGUAUCAGCUGCAGUAUUUUGUCAUUUGACAACCUCCAUGAUAUAUUUAUUUUCAUUGCGUAUGCACUGAUAAUGUCACCACAUAGGUUUUUACGACACAGUUUGACCAGUUUUUUUUAAAUAAACCUCACUUGAUACUAAAUUUAUCAGUAAAUGUGCUGAUAAUUGAACGUCUGUUUACUUUCAGCACUCAGGUGUUGUGAUUGUUUUUUCUGUACCUCUCUCCACUAGUCACUAGUGGGCGCUGUUGUUCUUUAGUUUUAGCAGCCACGAUACACAGUGGCCUUUGUCUUAAAGCUAAAGUGUUUAUGGCUGACUAGAAUAUAAGCAUGUGUUAGUACUGGGCUUCUUAUUACUAAAUGUACACUUUGCUGUUUAGAAUCUCAGCAAUGAUGGUGGAGUUCACAAACACAAAAAACAACAUAUGCUGUUUGUUGUUGGUGCUUGUUUAAGAUACACAUCUGGGACAUAAGACCUUUGUCACUGUCAUAGUUCUAUCAAAUUACACUCAAGCAUCUUCAAACAUCUGUUCUGAGUCCAGAUAAUGGACCUGAUAUUUAUUUUCUCUGAGGAAAAGGGACCAAAUGGAAUGAUUAGUUAUUCUCGAGAUCAUGACGUUUGUUUAAGAACGCACAACAGUGUGACUACAAGCUAUAGAACAAGCAGGACAUGGGUUAACAUUUUAGUCACACACUUGAUUUACUCAGUCUUUUCCUGCUAAUUUUGAUUCAAACUCACACAUAUUACUAAUGUUAUCAGGAAGAUGCAACACCAUGACUGAGCAAAUACUCGCAUGCACUAACAGGUUAAAAGUAGAUGAGUGGGAAGGUUCAAUAAGACGUACGACUAAGCAAGGAUAUGACAAUAGCUGUCGCAAGAUUAAAAUACACACAAGUUAACCACAUACCUGUGAUUUACUGCUGCAGGCUACAACCAGUCAGCACUAGCAAAGGGCUGGGCCUUUCUUUUGGCUGAACCACUUCACUGCACACCGUGGUG